Castor canadensis (American beaver) is the source of this 5856-nucleotide messenger RNA. RefSeq names its product transferrin receptor (gene Tfrc). Gene Ontology annotation, cellular component: external side of plasma membrane. The record is from RefSeq and is a predicted model, not a curated record. Gene Ontology annotation, molecular function: transferrin receptor activity. NCBI's taxonomy places the organism in Eukaryota, Metazoa, Chordata, Mammalia, Rodentia, Castoridae. Gene Ontology annotation, biological process: intracellular iron ion homeostasis; transferrin transport.
CCCGUCCGCUCAGAGGGCGUGAGGAUUGCCGGUGGCGGCCGGUUGCCUGUGGGCGGGGGAAGUGCCAGUACUCUUCUGUGCGGCAACUCAGAAUGAUGGAUCAAGCCAGAUCAGCAUUGUCUAACUUGUUUGGUGGAGAACCAUUGUCAUAUACCCGGUUUAGCCUGGCUCGGCAAGUAGAUGGAGAUAACAGCCAUGUAGAGAUGAAGCUAGCAGUAGAUGAAGAAGAAAAUGCUGACAACAACACGAGGGCCCAUGUCUCAAAACCAAAAUGGUUUAAUGAAAGAAUCUGCUAUGGCGCUAUUGCUAUAAUUAUCUUCUUCUUGAUUGGAUUUAUGAUUGGCUACCUGGGCUAUUGUAAACGUGUAGAUUCAAAAACUGAAUGUGAGAGACUGGCAGUAACGGUGACGAGCAAUUCGGGAAACAUCGAGGAGGAAGAGGCAGUCCCUGCUCAAUCUCCUCGUUUAUUUUGGACAGACCUCAAAACAAUGUUGUCACAGAAACUGAAUACCAUAGACUUCACCAGCACCAUCAAACAGCUGAAUCAAAAUACCUAUGUCCCUCGUGAGGCUGGAUCUCAAAAAGAUGAAAAUCUUGCCUAUUUUAUUGAAAAUCAAUUCCAUGAAUUUAAACUCAGCAAAGUUUGGCGUGAUGAACAUUACGUUAAGAUUCAAGUCAAAGGCAGCAGUGCUCAAAACUCGGUGACUUCGGUGACAGCGAGUUCAAGUAGUGACCUGGUAUACCUGGUAGAGAAUCCUGAAGGUUAUGUGGCAUACAGUAAGGCUACAACAGUUACAGGUAAACUGAUCCAUGCUAAUUUUGGCACUAAAGAAGACUUUGAGAAUUUAAGCUCUCCUGUGAAUGGGUCUAUAGUGAUUGUUAGAGCAGGGAAAAUACCUUUUGCAGAAAAGGUUGCAAAUGCUGAAAGCUUAAAUGCAAUUGGUGUCUUGAUAUACAUGGACAAGGCUAAAUAUCCCAUUGUUAAAGCAAACGUUCCAUUUUUUGGACAUGCUCAUCUGGGAACAGGUGACCCUUACACACCUGGAUUUCCUUCUUUCAAUCAUACUCAGUUUCCACCAUCUCAGUCAUCAGGAUUGCCUAAUAUACCUGUCCAGACAAUUUCCAGAGAAGGUGCAGAAAAGCUGUUUGAAAAUAUGGUAGGAGAAUGUCCUUCUAGUUGGGGAACAGACCCUUCAUGUAGGCUGCAAUCCUCACAAAAUCGGAAUGUGAAGCUCACUGUGAACAAUAUGCUGAAAGAGAUAAGAAUUCUUAAUAUCUUUGGAGUUAUUAAAGGCUUUGAAGAACCAGACCGAUACAUUGUCGUAGGGGCCCAGAGGGAUUCCUGGGGCCCUGGAGCUGCAAAGUCCAGUGUGGGAACAGCUCUUCUGUUGGAACUUGCCCGGACAUUCUCAGAUAUGGUCUUAACAGGUGGCUUUAAACCCAGCAGAAGCAUUAUCUUUGCCAGUUGGAGUGCUGGGGACUUUGGAGCUGUUGGUGCCACUGAAUGGCUAGAGGGAUACCUUUCCUCUUUGCAUUUAAAGGCUUUCACUUACAUUAAUCUGGAUAAAGCUGUUCUUGGUACCAGCAACUUCAAGGUUUCUGGCAGCCCACUAUUGUAUAAACUUAUUGAGAAGACAAUGCAAGAUGUGAAGCAUCCACUUAAUGGGCGAUCUCUAUAUCAGGACAGCAAUUGGGUUAACAAAGUAGAGAAGCUUUCUAUUGAUAAUGCUGCUUACCCUUUUCUUGCAUAUUCUGGAAUUCCAUCAGUUUCCUUCUGUUUUUGUGAGAACACUUAUUAUCCUUACUUGAGUACCGCUUUGGAUACCUAUGAGUACCUGAUUAAGGAAAUUCCUCAGCUGGACAAAAUGAUGUGUGUAGCAGCAGAAGUGGCUGGCCAGUUCAUAAUUAAACUUACCCAUGAUGUUGAAUUGAACCUCGACUACGAGAUGUAUAACAACAAAAUACUUUCAUUCGUGAAGGAUCUGAACCAAUACAAAGCAGGCAUAAAGGAGAUGGGCUUGAGUCUACAGUGGCUGUAUUCCGCUCGGGGAGACUAUUUCCGUGCUACCUCGAGACUAACAACAGAUUUCCACAAUGCUGAAAAAACAAACAGAUUUGUUAUGGGGCAAAUCAAUGAUCGGAUCAUGAAAGUGGAGUACCACUUCCUUUCUCCCUAUGUAUCUCCAAGGGAGUCUCCUUUCCGACACAUCUUCUGGGGCUCUGGCUCUCACACUCUGUCAGCUUUACUAGAGAACUUGAAGUUACGUGAGAAGAAAAAUGGUGCUUUCAAUGAAACACUGUUGAGAAACCAGUUGGCUCUAGCAACUUGGACCAUUCAGGGAGUUGCAAAUGCCCUUUCUGGUGACAUUUGGGAUAUUGACAAUGAGUUUUAAAUGUGACAGUGAUAACGUACUAAGAAUAGCAGAGUAGUCUGUGCUGGUUGUGUUAAAUUUUCUGUAGAGCUACAAAACCUAAUGUUAAAAUUCUACCCAAUCAUCUUGAUACUACUAGAUGUCUGUAGGUUAGGCAGCAGCUUUUAACACAGGGUAGGUACCUGCUCUUCAACUUAAAGUGAAAAACUACUUUAGAAAAAAAUGUUUAUGAUAGAAUAUUUUCUCGAAUUAUCUCAACAAUUUUAACUGCCUCUUUGUGUCAUAGUUAUGAAAAUGUUAGAACCAGUUCCAUGAACUCUGCUCUAAAUCCUAAGGACAUGAUCUUUUGAGGUGGGAGGAAGAAGGUGGUAGCUGCCGAAAAUUAAAAGCAGUGGCUUGGCGUGUAUGAUCCUCAAUCUUAAUUUGAUGCUAAAUAGGAGAUACCAGGUUGUAAGACCUGGUUAUCCAAAUAAGAUACAUGCCCUUCCAUAAGGAUUUAGCUGGUUUCCACAUCCCUGAAUGAAACAGUUAACUUCCAGAAGAGCUAGGACUUGUUUUCUUGCCAGUGAGGUUUGAGUCCUUCAAAACUGGAUAAUGAGGUUCAACUGUUCAUCACAGGAAUAAGGCCUUAAUGUAUUAGCUGCAUUAUUUAUGAAAAGAGGAGACCAGAAGCCAAAGACUUUUAUGCAUUUUGUUUUCCUGUGAUCUCUGCUCCACAGCCUUUAAAUUCUUUGUUUUUUUCCAAAGUAUUCUGAAAGAACCAGUUUUAGGCAUUUAAUUUCAGACUCAGUUUGUCAGAUUAUUUAAAACACACUGCCAAGUUUUGGCCAAAGUGUUAAUCUUUUGGGAAAGCUUUCUAUCAUUUUGGCACUGAGAUAUUUAUUGUUUAUUUAUCAGUGACAGAGUUCACUAUAAAUGGUGUUUUUUUUUUAUAGAAGAUAAUUAUCGGAAGCAGUGCCUUCCAUAAUUAUGACAGUUAUACUGUCGUUUUUUUUGAAUAAAAGCAGCAUCUGCUAAAUAAAACCCAACAGAUACUGGAAGUUUUGCACUUAUGGUCAAUACUUGAGGGUUUUAGGAAACAGCCACAGACUAAAUAAAAUUACACUGUUAAAUAUUAAUUGGAGAAGAAUUAAAUUUAAAUAGGGAUUGUUAAUUAAGUUAACUGUUUUUAGCUGGCUAAAAAUAAAAUUCUCAUAAAUGUAAUGAACUGUUACCAGGUUAUAAAUAAAUAUCACUUCAAGCCUGUGUUAGUACUCAUACAAAAUUUUAUAUCAGACAUUCAAGGUAUAACUUAAAUUCCAGUUUUGCAAAAUUUCCAGUACCUUUGUCACAAACCUAACUCACAUUAUCGGGAGCAGUGUCUUCCAUAAUGUAUAAAGAACAAGGUAGUUUUUGCCUACCACAGUGUUUAUAUCGGAGACAGUGAUCUCCAUGUUACACUAAGGGUGUAUGUAAUUAUCGGGAACAGUGUUUCCCAUAAUUUUCUUCAUGCAAUGACAUCUUCAAAGCUUGAAGAUCGUUAGUAUCUAACAUGUAUUCCCAACUCCCUAUAUAACUUAGUUUUAGUUUCAGAAACAUUUUGUGGUCAUUAAGCAUUUGGUGGGUAAAGUCAACUGCUGUAAAAUAAAAUUAUUCCUUCAAGAUCUUUUUUUUUUUUUUAAAUAUGGGUGUUUUGUUGUCUGUGGUUUCUCUAGGUCUUCUGUUUAGGGGGUUAGCAUACAUUUAUAAUGUUUGAUGUUGAUAAAUGAAUUCAACUUGAUCUCGUUAUUUGCAUGUUGUCUUAUAAAAUCUUAGUUCAGGCAAGUUCGAAUCCAGAAUUGACCUUUUGGCUUAAAGAAGGGGAACUUGUAUAGAUUUGGGGUGGGAGGAGUGAAGGGUGUGGGGAGGCAAAGCUUGCAAAAAGAUCUUUAAUCUACCAUUAGUAUGGUGUGCACAAACUAUAGAUAUUAACAGAAGUUUGAGGUCAUUUGAGUAAAGGCUUUUUCUCAUUAGCCAUCAUCAUAAACUUGAUAACCAGCUGUUAAAGAGCAGUUCAAAAAACUGCCACCUAAGGAAAGGUCAGUAGGGUCUCUUAAAGGUUUUUUGUUGUUGUUUUUCUUUUUUUUUGUACUGGAGCUUGAACUUUCAAGUCUUGUGUUUGCUAGGCACAUGCACUUGAAUCAUCCUUCUGCCCUCUCUAAGGGUUCUUAAAACCUAGUGUCACUCACUCAAGUUACAUAGACGUAGAUUAUUAUUUUAUAGCCUCACUGCAUUGUUUUGCUGCUCGGUUUUGCUCAUCUUCAUGGACCGAUACUUACUACAGCUAAAUGAAAAGGUCAUAGCUGGGAUUCCUAGUUUGGGUAUCUUGCAUGCAUACUCCAAGGUAUAAUGGGAAAAAGUGUUCACAUUAGGUCUUAAAAAACCCUAACCCUUUGCUAUUAAUGGGUUGAGUUACUUCCAAUCAAACAAGGCAGUGAGUGGCAAGAGGCCUGAAUGAAGCAUGUGUCAGAUGAGUGGCAACCUGUUAAGUCUUCAGAUUUUUUUCUGGUUAAAGAUUUUGAAGGUAAAGGAUCUACUGAAUGAGCUCUGUCAUGAUUCACUGUAGAACUUGCAUGACCUUCACUGUGUUAGCUCAACCUACUCAGCUCUAUUUCUGUAAACAAGUGACAUGCCCUUAUACUUGUACACAAGCCAGUAUGUGCAACAAUGGGGAGAUUCCUUAUGUGAUUUAAUAAAAUGCUUGAACACUAAAAAACAUUUUUGUUUUUUUCUUUUGUUUCUAGAACAGUUUCAGCCAAACUGGGCAUAAAGUACGAAAUUCCCAUAUACCCCCAUCUCUGCAAUUAUCAGCAUUCCACACCACAAUGGUUCAUGUAGCAAUUGAACCUGCAUAGACUAUAAUCACCCAAAGUGCAUAGUUUACAUUAGGGUUCUCUCUUGGUUGGUGCUAGAUAUUCUAUAAUUUUCCUCCUUGCUCUUAAGCGUAUUUGGACAGAUUCCAUGGUUUUUACAAACUAGUCUUCAGCAGCAGGCAGAGAUCAGAAGGAUCACUGAAGCCAGCUCCAGGUGAAUAGUUCUUGAGAACCUGUCUUGGAACUUCCCAGAACAAAAACACUAGCAUGAAAACCUGACUUCAAAAACCCCAGUGCCACUAAAAGUCCACUCUAAUAGAAGGCUUGAGUCUCAUUCCCAAGGUGUGGUUGGCUUGGGUUUUUUUCUCAGUAUUCCCCCACAAAACAGAAAGCUAGUACAGCUGUGACAUUACUGGGGUUCCCUCUAGGUGGGGACAUUCAAAUGCCAGUAAUCUCUCCCAUACCGGCAUCUCAGUCCUGCUGUUUCUGGUACUCUUGCUCAGGUGUCAUUCAGGGCAACUCAAGCUUGGUUCUCUGAUUAGGUACUCCCUCAGCCAUUUCCAUGUUUGGCCAUUCUGUGUUAGGUGUUAGUCAUGCACAAGUCCCUGCAUCCUCAAGAUGUGGCGGGUUAUAGGCUGAGCUCUCUAAACUUC